This is a messenger RNA of Anopheles nili, 597 nucleotides long. RefSeq lists its product as uncharacterized. Bases 13 to 369 code for a protein of 118 amino acids. The transcript has 3 exons. The record is from RefSeq and is a predicted model, not a curated record. Lineage: Eukaryota; Metazoa; Arthropoda; Insecta; Diptera; Culicidae.
CACACCAGCAACAUGCGCGUGGAAAUGAACCUCGACGUUCAACACUGUACAGAUGAUAUUGACAGCAAAAUAGCGGAAUUUAAGCAAGAUUCCGAUAAAAUGAACGAUUUGAACCAAUUUCUGGACAACGUACUAGAAGAGGCACAGAGAAAUGCGGAAAUAAAGCUACAAGAUAAGCUGGAGGAGGACCGACCCAAAAAUGGUAACAAACUUUUAACCGGCAUCAAGCAACAUAGAAUGGUGACGCGCACAAGAGGGAUUGUGCUACGAAUUUUCGAAGCCAUUUGUAAUUGUACGAACUCUGCCACCAUCCCUGGACAGCGUCCUGCGACUGCACCGGCUAAUCUAGGAGCUUCCUCCAAAAACUAAACAGCUACUGUCAUAACUGUCGUCCUACUGAAACUACUGCAAACGAGCUGCCGACAUCGUAAGCCGGUACCAACGUGUUUCUAUAAAAUGGGUUUUUUAUGAGAAAUUGAUAGCAAUGGCAAGCAUUUAUACUGCAACAAAAGAAUAUGACUAUAUUAGAUUUUCUUUCUCUGCAUUUUACAAUGUAUACACAUACAAUAUGAAUCUGAACGUACACUGAAACUGAUC